Messenger RNA from Brassica napus (rape), 3044 nucleotides. Its product is annotated as protein MALE DISCOVERER 1. Lineage: Eukaryota; Viridiplantae; Streptophyta; Magnoliopsida; Brassicales; Brassicaceae. Gene Ontology annotation, molecular function: ATP binding; protein kinase activity; protein binding. Bases 612 to 2708 code for a protein of 698 amino acids. The transcript has 14 exons. Gene Ontology annotation, biological process: protein phosphorylation. The record is from RefSeq and is a predicted model, not a curated record.
AAAAAAAUAGAGAGAGUUUUGUGGGGGAAAAUUGUUAGAAAGAAUUAAAAAAAUAGAAAAAAGGGAUUCGCAGAAAGAGAGAAGGAAACAAAGAAAAAGGAGAGGAAGGAGAGAGAACCCACCACCCUUUGGCCCUGGAGAGACCAAAGAUGGUCGAAGAGAAAAAACUCUGAGAUCAUCAUCAUCAACAUCCUGCAAAAACAAGGGCAAGUUCAACAAGAAAUCAGAAAAUAUAACUCAAUAUUCAUUAAAAUUCUCUUUAUAAGUCAUUUUCGCUUCCUGGGAUAUAUUUUAGUUGUUGAUUCCCUUCUUUUUGGUAAACGAUUCCCGAUUUUUUUGUUAAGAAGAAGUUUUUUCUGUAAGGUAUUAAAAGAUUAUCAAGAAGAAGAGAAUUUCACGAGUUGUUGACUCUUGAAAAUUCAUUUUUUGAUGAUUAGGGUGUUGUGCAAUAAAUUUUGCAAACAAUGAGAGACCCUUAUUAUUAUUCAAUCAUCAACCUCGUCCUUCUCUUCUUGCUGAGGAUUCUGUAAAGUUUGCAAUUUUUUUUAUUUUAUUUCUGUAUUUGUUUAUUAGAAAAAAAAAUCUGGAGAUUUUGUAUAGCACUACCUGAAAUGGGUUGUCGAUGGAAUCAUACUGGAUUUCAAUACUCUUGCUUUAUGUUCUUGGUCAUUACCCUUCAAUCUCGUUCCUCAUUAUCCCUCAACUCCGAAGGAUUUCUGUUGUUGAAAUUCCGGGAAAGAGUUGAUUCUGAUCCUCAUGGAACUCUUGCGAAUUGGAAUAUUUCUGAUGAUCAUCUGUGUUCUUGGUUUGGUGUAACGUGUGUCGACAAUAAAAUCCAGAUGCUGAAUCUUAGUGGAUGUUCUUUGGGAGGAACUUUAGCACCUGAGCUAAGUCAAUUGAGUGAACUAACAUCUCUCAUACUAAACAAGAACAAUCUCUUUGGUGAUAUUCCAAAUGAAUUUGUCACGUUCCCGAGAUUGAAAUUGUUGGAUUUACGAGAUAAUAAGUUAAACGGAGCAGUUCCACCUGAGCUAAACAAGAUGUUGUCACCAGAGAACUUGUUGCUUUCUGGUAACAAAUUUGCUGGUUAUAUGAAGAUAAAGUUCCUUAGACUUCAAUCGCUAUAUAAAGUCAACUUGAACAAGCAUCGAGAGCUGUCUUCUGCUUCCAAUGCUGUCUUCGACUGUGUAAAUAGAAAACUUGGAUACUGUGUUUCAAGGAGAAGACUGUUAAGACUAAACAAAGCAAAAGCAUUUGUAUUGCGGAUUAAAGCAACUACAAGACAGUACAUGCUGCUAAGUGAGCCUCACGGGAAGAAUAAAGUCGUGACUUACAUCCCAAGUUCCAUAGAGAAUGGAUCUAGUAUCUUCAGAAGGCGUGAGUUACUAGAGGGAACAAGUAACUUAGCAGCUAUGCCUGCGCCUGAUGCUCCUAGUCCUUCUCCUCAGAUCAUAACCAACGUGUUUCCUCGAAGCAGCGGGUCUUUUCCUGCGUUGGCUACUGCAAAGAAGAGAAUACCUCCAUUGAUCCCUCCUUCUCUUCCUCCAACAGAUGAGAACAACAACAACAACAUAAGCUCUGAUCCCCCGAGGCAAUUUGAAGAAGAAGAAACAAAAGGGUCUAAGGAUGUUUGGUUAUAUGUUCUUAUCGGCGUUGCUGCUUUUGUAGCGGUGUUGAUAGUAAUAGCUGUUAUAUUCUUCUUCCGGAAAAGAGCAGUAAAGACUAUAGGUCCAUGGAAGACUGGUUUAAGUGGACAGUUGCAGAAAGCUUUUGUAACUGGUGUACCAAAGCUAAACCGGUCUGAAUUAGAAACAGCUUGUGAAGAUUUCAGUAACAUCAUUGAAACAUAUGAUGGUUACACUGUCUAUAAAGGAACUUUAUCAAGUGGUGUUGAGAUUGGGGUUGCGUCAACCGCGAUUUUGGAAAGGAGAGACUGGUCAAGAGCCAUGGAAAUGACUUACCGUAGAAAGAUUGAUACAAUGUCAAGAGUCAACCAUAAGAACUUUAUAAAUCUAAUUGGUUACUGUGAAGAAGAUGAACCAUUUAAUAGAAUGAUGGUUUUCGAAUAUGCCCCAAAUGGAACUCUUUUCGAACAUUUGCAUGAUAAGGAGAUGGAGCAUCUUGAUUGGAGCGCGAGGAUGAGGAUAAUUAUGGGAACUGCUUAUUGUCUGCAACAUAUGCACGAGCUUAAUCCGCCAAUGUCACUCUCUAAACUUGCUUCAUCAGCAAUCUACUUAACCGAUGAUUAUGCAGCAAAGGUCGGAGAGGUUCCUUUCGGCUCACAAACUGGACUUAAAUCGAGAAAGCCGACAAGUGGUGAUUUAGACAAAUCUUUAUUGCCGUUACCAGCUGAACCAGAGACUAAUGUCUUUAACUUUGGAGUAUUAAUGCUUGAGAUAAUCUCUGGAAAACCCCCAGAUUCAGAUGAGGAAGGAUCAAUUACAAAAUGGGCAUCAAAGUAUCUGGAGAGUGAUAAGUUGAAAGAUAUGAUAGAUCCUACAUUAACAACGUUUAAAGAAGAGGACCUUGAAGUUAUAUGUGACGUAGCACGGCAUUGUCUGAGAACUGACCAGAGUCAACGACCAACAAUGAAAGAUGUGAUUGAGCAACUGAAAGAAGUAAUCAACAUUUCUCCAGAACAAGCUACACCGAGACUCUCUCCUCUUUGGUGGGCAGAGCUUGAGAUCUUAUCCUCUGAAGCUACUUAACUGGAAGAACCAUUCUCUCCUCCUCCUCUCUCUCUCUCUCUCUCUCUCUUCGAGUUGUCACAAGUGUCAAGAGGUCCAGGUUCACGCGCUCUUUCUCUGUCUCUUUCCCUCUGCUUACAGUAAACAUCGUCGUAUGUAAAAGUUGUUUUCUUUUCUUUUUAAAUUCUUCAUAUUAAAUUUGUUUCUUGGUUGGUUUUGAUAGUGUAUUUGGAUCCAGAUAAUACAACGAUGUGUCUGUAUAAUUGUAUUCUACCAUACAUAUACCUAUUACGUAUACGUAUUUUAUGGUGAAAUGUUGUUGUAACUAUUAAGUAUUAACUUCGGUUUUCUGAACUA